AACAUUUUUAUACAUCUUUAAUGUAUCUUCAUAUAUUUUUAAAUAUUUUUAAAAAAUAAUUAUUUCUUAUAUAUAUGUAUUGUAGUAUCCGGUCAUAUUAUCGUAUAUACCUCGCAAAGUUAAAGCGCUUCCGUUCACUUAACUCGCGGUGGCAGACUAAUUAGCGCUAUUAAUUGCGAUAAUUGGCGCGUUCGACCGCUUCAACCGAGAGACGCCAAAUCGUCAGUCCCAACGGUGCUCAAGAAUGCGAAUCCCUCGUAUGUUCUCACUAGCCAUUUUGUGUGUCUACCUUCAUGAUAUUUAUGCCGCCACUUUAUCUCAAAGUAGCGGCUGGUUUGCGCGCGAUAAGAGAUACCUGGUGUAUCCGCCACCCGGAGACUAUGCUCCAACGAAAGUUCAGUUAAUCCUCGGCCUCGGUUUACCCAUGGAAGUUGACGUCAGCAUGAUUAUCGGCUACGUGAUGAAAUUUAAUUACGUCCUGCCCUAUAACGCCUCGUACUUGACGGAUCCAUACGUUCGUUAUGACAGAUCGAUCAACCGCCAUGUCGAGCCUGAUGGAAAUGACGCCUCUCCGCCAAAUGCGAAAGCGACUUUGAUAUCCAGAUGGGAGUGUUACGAAAUCCUCGAGUCGACCUUCGAGUCUAUGCGUUCGGGAAAAGCUUGCCUUUUGAAAACCAUUUGCGAAGCCGCGGCUGUGCCUUUUAGACGGAGCCAUACUCUGACUGCGCAGCUCGCCCAUAUUUUCCUCACGCCUUCCACCACGUCCGAGCCAUUCAGAAACGCCUUCGAUCAACAAUAUCGUGCCGCUGAACUUGCAGGUCAACAAGACUCCAACAGCUGCGACAAUUUAUUUCCGGAGUGCACGGAAAGCCUCUUAGAUUAUUUUACCGAGAUAUAUUAGAAUAACUAUGUCAUCAGAGAGAAGGUUCUUAUUUUAGCAUUAUGUCUUUGCAUUUAAUCAAAGUUAUUUAUACAAGAUUUUGUGUCGUGCAAUUUCUAUCGCAAUAAUAGAAUCAGCGGAAUUUUCCUUCGUUGCAAUAUAUAUUGUAUAAGAAAACACUAUUUUUAUAUAUUAUGUUUAUUUAAAAAAAUAUGUUUUGACAUUUACUAUAUAUAGAUAAUAUCAUUAAUGAUUAUACGUAACAUAUACAUUAAUGAUUAAACUUAAGCCAUUAACUGGUAAAAAUGUUCUUGACUAUUUGCAUUCUUAAAAUCUUUCAUUAGCAAAAAUUAUGUAAUUCCUAAUUAUUAAUUUAAAUUACAUUGCUUGAAUUACAUACGUUGCUAUCUGGAAAAUUUUAUAGAAUUUUGUACAUUUAAUAAAACGUUGCAAUAUAAUGGGAAUGAAGUUGUCAAAUGAAAGAUUUCAAGAUACAAACAAAAAUGCAUCUCUUUUAAUAACAGCUUCGGCGCACUGCAUCGUGAUUAGUAGUCGGUCUUCUUGACUUCUAUAAAUUUCGAGCGGACCAUUUUCUCUUCGCAUACAUCUGUUGUCAAACGAAAGUAUUGGCAAUAACAUCCGAUAACUGCGUCACGUUCAGUCGCAAGCAGUAUGUUCAUACUUCUUGGUUGGUUCCAUGUGCUUUCCUUCGCCACUUUCUUCCUCCGUUUACUGCUGUCCCGUCCAUCGUCCUAGUCCUUAAUAUUUGUAAUAUCAGCUGGAACACGACAAAGCUCGUGAUUUACGAGCUUAAAAAAGAAUCUUGCAUGUCUCGACGUAAUAUUACAUGCUCUGGAUUGUGAAAUAAAACGCCACAGAUAAUGAUAUAUCUUUCAUAACAUUAAUUAGAGUAAAUCAUUUUUACAUGAUUAAAGCGAAAUUAAAUCAAUAUUUAGCCUUAAUCCUAAUAUUUAAUAAUAAUACUGUCUGGUUAAUUUAAACCACUUUUAAAACGACGAAUCAUAUGAAUUUUAUAAAUUUUUCAUUGUUAUAAAUGAAUUUAUAAAUAAAAUUGAUCUAUUACAUUAUAUUUUUAAGAAAAUUUUCUCCAACAGAUAAACGCGAUAGGAAAAGGUAGGGUCAAGCGAUUUAAAAUCUGCUAGGUGAUCACGCAACGGAAGAAAGAUAAUAUACGUCGGUCUUCGUGAGAUCUUCGACGAAAGUUCAAGGUUACGAAUAUCCCGGAGGCAGCAAUAUAGAAAAUACUGACGUUAUGGAAUCGACGAUGGGAGCUACCACACCAUUUCACAGUCCGCGAAUCAAUUUACUAUCAUUUCCGUUACUCGUAUAUAUUUUUUAUCAAGUGGUCUCCGCAAUCCAUCGUCCAAUACUUGACUUUAAUAGAACACGAUGAUACUUUUUUAUGUAAAAUUUUUUAUAUCAAUUGUUACAAUUUGUGAAGGGCUCUUUAUUUUUGAUUGCCGUUAAAUCAAAUACUCUGGAAACUUUAAUUUUUUUUUUUUUUUUUAAGUGGAAGUCUUGACAUUAGGUUCGACUGAUGGAAACUCGGCUGACGAGAAGUGUCACUCGACUUCUAAUUUUUAUUAGAAUUACAAAUUGUCAAUUGAUAGUUUAUCUUGCGACUUAGAAUCGUUCGAUUUUGUCGAGAGGACAAGGCAAUUGGCUUAGUUCGCAUAUACGGCCGUAGAUUCUGUCGCGAAAUUGAAUUACAACUCCAGGACGACGUAAUAAAACUCACCCUCCUCGCGUAUAUAUCCUUGUUCCCCUGUCGUCGGAGGAAACGUAAGAGGAAACGAAUCAACUUUCCUCCGACUACCUUCUCUGGGGAUUAUCUAAAAAGAUAUCGAUCUGCGAGUUUCAGAUUCGCAACGAAUGAGAAGACGGGCUUAACAAGUUGCAGCUGUCGAAAUGUUCGAACAUAAAUUAUAGUUGAAAGUGUGAUGACUAUCAAUUUGUAUCUGAAAGGGAUCUAUUACAUUCCGAAGUUAUUAAUAGACUAUGUGAUUAUGUAAAGUUUUAUAACAAAAGCAUAAAAAGAAUUAAGCACCAUGAUCAGCUUCGAUCAAAAAAUGUCAUUUUUUCCUAUUUCAUGUAUUAUUCAUCACAUAUACAACAUAUUGUUGAAAGAAUUGAAACAUAAGUUUUCGUUCUGUUUUUCGCGCACUUUAUUAUUUAUUUUCGAACCACUUCUAAGGUGCUGGCGAACGAUCAAGGUAUUUUUUUUUUUUCAAUUUUUACUUUAAGCGGCACGUACAACUACCGGAGAAAAUGGAUUCUCCGAUACCGCCAUUGUUAACCAGAGUGAUAAACUGACCCCGCAUACGUCUUCUUUUGUUUCAGAAAUACCCCGUGCGCUGUGUUACGUAACCAUUUAUUUUUAGUUCAUCGCCGAUUUUGUCCAUUGUAUCCCACAAUUCGACCUCUUCCAAUAUAAAGAGAAAUGAUCGAAACCGCGGAAAUGUUCCUUGCCGCGCCUGUCAAAGAUACACUUUGUACGAUUUCUCUUUAACUGAGAUUUCAGCUCGAUGCGACAUUUAAUCGAUGCAAUUUAAUCUUUUUUUUUCUUACUUACAUUGUAGGAAAGUUAGCGCAAAGGUCAAGGAAAAUUUUCACUAAGGGAUAAAUCUUUCUUUUUUGUUCCGCUUGGCCGAGCUGCAUCUUGGUUUUUUUUUAUAUCAAGAAUUCGCGGACGAAUGGAUGUUGCUUAGCCGACCGUCGCUUGAGCGAAUACACGUUUUGCAUUCAGCCGUAGAUCCGACGGUGAUUCCAUAUACCAUAACGUGAGGGUGAGUUUUACGAGAUCGUAUGACCGUCGUGAUUCAAUUUAGCGACGGUAUCAUGAACUCGUGCCGACUUACGGAAGGCAUUCUACGAUGUUGCGAGAUUACGAGGCUACACGAACGAGCUCGAGAUCUCGUCGCGGCGAAACAAAACUUUACUUCUCCCGUUUCCUCGCUAGCCAUUUUUCUUCGCGAGCGGACCGAUCGGCCGACCGUCCCCGCCCUCGCACAAAUUUUCGCUAAGAUUUUAUUACGUUACUGGAUCAUCCGUUUAAAGGUCUGCAAGAUAUCCGCCGCUGGCUCUCACCGUCGAUCAUGAUGUCCAAAGUUGGGAACGAUUCUUUGUAACUUACGGUCGUGAGAGAAAAAAAAAA
Molecule: messenger RNA, 4055 nt
Organism: Monomorium pharaonis (pharaoh ant)
Lineage: Eukaryota; Metazoa; Arthropoda; Insecta; Hymenoptera; Formicidae
Exons: 4
Coding region: 245-901 (218 amino acids)
Source: RefSeq, a predicted model, not a curated record